AUGGCAAACCCAACCGGCAUCUUCCCACACUUGUGUCUCCUCAUCCUCACCCUCAUCACCCUCGCCACCGCAACCACCACCACUACAGACCCCACAACCACGGCAACAACAACAUCCACGGCGACUGCAAGCAUCUACACAUCACCAAGCAACGGCUUCUCGUACAUAGGCUGCUACAACGAGACCACGGACCUGGCCGGCACGGCCGGCAACCGCGCGCUAUACGGCGGCACCAACGAGGUGCUGCCGGGCAACAUGACGGUGCAGACGUGCCAGGCCUUCUGUCGCGCCAGCGGGUCCGUUUAUAAAUUUGCCGGGCUGGAGUAUGCUAGGGAAUGCUGGUGUGCAUCCCAGCUGUCUAGCCUGUCCAAACAGUUCCCAGACAGCGCGUGCAAUCUCACCUGCGAGGGCGAUGCCACGCAGAUCUGCGGCGGGAGCCUCAAGAUCACGGUGAGUUAA
Messenger RNA from Lasiosphaeria miniovina, 459 nucleotides. Its product is annotated as WSC domain-containing protein. The transcript is spliced from 2 exons. Gene Ontology annotation, cellular component: plasma membrane. The coding region runs from base 1 to 459 and encodes 152 amino acids. Lineage: Eukaryota; Fungi; Ascomycota; Sordariomycetes; Sordariales; Lasiosphaeriaceae. The record is from RefSeq and is a predicted model, not a curated record.